Messenger RNA from Toxotes jaculatrix (banded archerfish), 2244 nucleotides. RefSeq lists its product as uncharacterized. The coding region runs from base 312 to 1304 and encodes 330 amino acids. The transcript has 8 exons. The record is from RefSeq and is a predicted model, not a curated record. Lineage: Eukaryota; Metazoa; Chordata; Actinopteri; Toxotidae.
GGCCUUGGUAACAGAGGUGACCAAGAACGCGAUGGUCGCUCUGACUGAGCUCCACAGAUACUGUGUGGAGAUGGGAGAAACUUCCAUAAGGACAGCCGUCACUGCAGCACUCCACCCAUCUGGGCUUUAUGGCAGAGUGGCCAGACAGAAGCCUCUACUCAGUGAAACCGUGAAAACCCAAACAGUACAUAUUUAUUAAAUAAAGCCGAAACAGACGUUGAACUAAUACUGAUAAAGUAGUAAACAGGUGUUGCACCAUUUUCUGUGACCCGUCACAUUAUGUGACCUGGGAAAUUGGCUCACCGGACGUGAUGUCACCUUAUAUCAAUACGCUGAGAAUAACAAAUAUGGCGGCCGAAGCGCCCAAAAAGUCAGUAAACACAGACUCCCCCGUCAAGAAGAAAAGGAUUAGGUCAGAGGAAGGCCAGCGGGCAAAGAGAGAAAGUGACAAAAGGCGCAGCAAGACGAGAAUAACUAUCGGGGCGGCAAUUACUAAGUGGCAACAAGUGAAGAAACAAUACGGCAUCAAAACGGACUCAAAGAUGGCUUUUAUUCUGCUGGACAGUUAUCUUCGGACCAAGUCAGAGAGUCGACCUGAGCGGCCGAGCCUGGAGAGGAGUUCUUCAACUGAAACCUGCUAUGAGAGGGGUGCCACAAAGGGGAAACCUUUUCAGGUCAGAGCCCCAGCAGUGUCUGUCACCGGUGUCUUUGAUGGGACAGACAGAGAUGAGCAUCUGAAUGUCAUUGCAGAAGCCACAGAAAUUCAGGGCCUUGAGCAAAGUGAAAGUGUGCAUUACGAAUACCCGUUUAUGAUGAGUUCACCAAAUGAAGUUGAACGGGAAACUUGUGCUGCUGUUUCUGUCCAGUCAUCUGAAAAUGGAAAGGAGCCAGAGAAAAAAGAGUGGACGACAAACAGGCUGUCAGAAAAUAAAGAAAACAGAGAUAUUCAAGAAGACGAGGAUGAGGAAUUCAGCACCUCUUUAAGUGUGGGAGAUGGACGUUACCUGGUGGACCUGGGGAGCUCCUCGGAGUUCAUUGUUGAUGAAGAGUGCAUCCUCCAGCUGUUCAGGUCAUGCCGGGAAUGCAACAGACAGUGCACAGUCAGGAAACACGUCAGAGGACUGAAGCUUGUGGUUAACCAGGCUUGCUGUUUCUGUCAAAGCCGCUGUAAAUGGACUAACCUGCCAGAUGAUGAUGAUGAUGACGACGACGACAAAGACGAUAGUGAUUUCCACAUCAAUGGGAAAGACACGACACAUGGACAGACCAACACAGCAAUGUCGCCAAGCAGUAACACAAGCUGAGAAAGUGUCAUGUCUGAAGUGAUGCUCCAAGCGGACAGUGGCUGCACUGGGAUUACGCUGAACCAGGAAUGUGCUCCAGUAUUUGUUUUAACCUGUGACACACUGGAUUAAGCAGCCGGACUCCUGGUUAUUCUGCUGCGUUUCUCGGGAAUGUUGUCACACCAUCAUCAGCGUCUCGGCAUUUUCUUUGUUUGAGGAACUAUCUGAUGCAAACUAGAGGGUGGUUAACUCUGCCUGUGAUGUCUGUUAACAGCACUCACACCACUGCAAUGGAGAAUACAUGCUUGUGACUGGCAGGUCAGACAGACGUACGGUGAACAGCUAAAUCACUGCUGGUGGUCAGGAGUGGGGCUGCUGCAACAAAACUACACUUGCAGUAAAACACAGGUUGUAACAGCAGAAGUUGAACUUUUUUAUUUUGGCUUUUCCUUGGAAGACUUUUUUGGAAGUGAUGGGAUUUUCUCCUUCAAAGUCAUCAUCCUUGUGCCUAUUUGUAGUUCCACAUUAAGCAAUGCUUAAACGAGACUUUAACGUUUUUCAGCAAUAUUGAAGAUUGCUGCCAUGUUUGUUGACAAGUGAGCUGUAGCAUACAGUGCAGGCAAAGUCAACGUAACAAUAACACUUCUGUACCAGGAGGGAAUACAUAUACACGUUAAUACCAGGUGUAAAUGGGACCUAAGUUUGAAGCUGUCAGUUGACCAACAUUUUGUUUUUUCUGUGCACUUAAGCCGAAAGAACUCCCUGUUUGAGCAUCUGAGGUCCAGCUGCAGCCAAUCAGAAACUAGCAUUCAGUUAGCAUCAUUCAGUCAAUGACCUGAUUUGUUCUUCACACCAUUUGGACAUGAAAUUUACAUAGAUUUGUUUUGCUACAGCUGGAACUGCUUCAUUACAGGAUUUGUUCAGCGACUGUUACUUUAUAUGUUUGAUACUCUGGUCAAGU